GACACCAAGAUGCCACCAAAAAUCAAAGGAAAGGUAUCAAAAGCUGGGGGACAGAAAAAGAAAAACAAGAGUCAAGAUGAGUCAACUGAGAUCAAGCAUAGGAGAACAGCCCUGGAGCUGGAGAUCCUCCGUGACCAUCUGGCUCUCCGGCGGGAUGAGACUCGCCAGGCCAUAGCCUGCAGAGGACAACUCCGAGAGAGGCUGCAAGAGUUGGAGGCUGAGGUGGAGGGGGCUCGGGGUGAUGGAGAGGCUGUGUAUGCAGAGAUGAGUCGUCAGUACCAAGCCCUGAGGAAAGAGGCUGAGACACAGAGGCAUCAGCUGGAAGAGGAAGUGAAGGUCCUUCGGAAAGAGCUAGAGGCAUGCCAGAGAGAGGCAAAGACUGCUAAGGGAGAGGCUGAACAGGCAUUAGCAGAGCGAGACAAGACCCUUGCCCAGCUCCAGGCCUAUGUGACAGAAAUGGAGGCUAAGUAUGAAGAAAUUCUACAUCACAGCCUGGAUCGACUCUUGGCCAAACUGACCACAGCCAAGCUUGAGUGGGACACAGCUGCUCUGAGGCUCCAUGACAAGCACAAAGAACAGCUUCAGCAAUUUGGGCUCAACCCCUUGGACCUCUGAAGCUGGGGA
This is a messenger RNA of Vombatus ursinus (common wombat), 624 nucleotides long. RefSeq names its product coiled-coil domain containing 153 (gene DRC12). The record is from RefSeq and is a predicted model, not a curated record. Bases 10 to 615 code for a protein of 201 amino acids. NCBI's taxonomy places the organism in Eukaryota, Metazoa, Chordata, Mammalia, Diprotodontia, Vombatidae. The transcript has 6 exons.